AUGGCCGAAGAAACUACUGAUUUUAGUCAAUUCGAAGAGGAGAGAAACAACGAUCAAUAUAAAGUUUCAGCCAAAAAAACCGUUGAUGAAUACAAAAACCUGGAUGCCGAAGAUGAAUCAUUGGCGAAAUGGAAAGAGUCUUUGGGUCUAAGUUCUGACAUUUUACCGUUGGAAUUUCCCGGUGACAAAAGGAAAGUGGUUGUUCAAAAAAUUCAACUAUUAGUCAACACAGAACCAAAUCCCAUCACAUUUGAUCUUACCAACGAAAAGACAAUCAAAGAACUGGCAUCCAAAAGAUAUAAAAUUAAAGAAAAUUCUAUUUACAAGUUGAAGAUUGUGUUCAAAGUUCAACAUGAAAUUAUCACGGGGUUACGAUAUGUCCAAUAUAUCAAGAAAGCGGGCAUUGCUGUUGACAAAAUAGACGAUCACUUGGGAUCUUAUGCUCCUAAUACCAAGACCAAACCAUUUUAUGAGGUGGAGCUACCGGAAAGUGAGGCUCCUAGUGGGUUCUUAGCAAGAGGCAACUACAGUGCCGUAUCGAAAUUCAUUGAUGACGAUAAAACUAACCAUUUGACUUUAAAUUGGGGGGUGGAAAUUGUCAAAAAAUGA
Saccharomyces paradoxus is the source of this 609-nucleotide messenger RNA. RefSeq names its product Rdi1p (gene RDI1). Gene Ontology annotation, cellular component: membrane; cytoplasm; cytosol. Gene Ontology annotation, molecular function: protein binding; Rho GDP-dissociation inhibitor activity. Gene Ontology annotation, biological process: Rho protein signal transduction. The transcript has a single exon. The record is from RefSeq and is a predicted model, not a curated record. NCBI's taxonomy places the organism in Eukaryota, Fungi, Ascomycota, Saccharomycetes, Saccharomycetales, Saccharomycetaceae. Bases 1 to 609 code for a protein of 202 amino acids.